Colias croceus (clouded yellow) is the source of this 2890-nucleotide messenger RNA. Its product is annotated as neuronal PAS domain-containing protein 4B-like. Gene Ontology annotation, biological process: regulation of transcription by RNA polymerase II. The record is from RefSeq and is a predicted model, not a curated record. The coding region runs from base 504 to 2444 and encodes 646 amino acids. Gene Ontology annotation, molecular function: RNA polymerase II transcription regulatory region sequence-specific DNA binding; protein dimerization activity; DNA-binding transcription factor activity, RNA polymerase II-specific. NCBI's taxonomy places the organism in Eukaryota, Metazoa, Arthropoda, Insecta, Lepidoptera, Pieridae. The transcript is spliced from 12 exons.
UCCGUGCGCACCACACGCUCACACGCGCAUGCGCGCCAUACUGACAAAACGCGCGCCACACUCCCGAAUCCGAUCUGUCAAAACAUUUAAAAAUGGAACGCAAUUGAGUUUUUUUUUCUUUUCUCAUUUUGUUUAACAGGAAGGACAGAUAAAAAAUAAACUCAUCUAAAGAGGUUAUAGUGUAGUGUUACUAAGUGACAAUUUUACCUUUUAGUGUUCCAAAUUCAGUGCUAAACAUUCAGUAAGGUCUGGUUAAUUUUGUUUAGUUAGUUUAGUGGUUACAAGGGCGUGAAUUUUGACUUGUUAUAUGUGUGAACUGUAGGUGUUAACUGUUGAUUAAAUUUCUAUUUUAAAAAGUAUGACAAGGGAUUUUUAAACUGAUAGCUUUUACGGUGCGUCCGGGUGGCGGUGCGUGCGGUCCGCGGCGUUAAUGAUGACAAGGAGCCGCGCGCGGGGGGACGCCAUACAGAGCGUGCCACUGUCGCACUCACCACCUAGCCAACAUGUUUACGAGGUUCGACCAAGGCAAAUCAACGAAAGGCGCGAGCAAACUUCGGCGCGACCUCAUCAACGCAGAGAUCGCCAACCUUCGGGACCUGCUGCCGCUGCCGCCAUCCACUAGGCAGAGGCUCUCACAGCUGCAACUGAUGGCACUCGUUUGUGUGUACGUCAGGAAGUCUAAUUACUUUCAACAAGUUUUCAAACGCUUCGACAUCACUCAACAACCUAGCACGGGACCAAACUUCGGUUUUUCAAAGGCUCUCAACGGUUUUCUAAUGAUGAUGACUCAGAAUGGGAAACUCCUCUAUAUAUCUGAUAACGCAGCUGAAUAUCUGGGACAUUCUAUGGAGGACCUCCUAAUCCACGGUGACAGUGUGUACGAUGUGAUCGACAAGCAGGACCAGCAGUCAGUGAGAUCAGAACUAUCGAGGGCUCCUACAGACGGGGAGGACAGAGUCUUCCUUUGUCGCAUGAAUGUCGCAAGAAACGCACGCCGGCAGAUGCGUUUUGGUGAUCAAAAGGUGGUGCUAGUCCGAGGACACUACGUGUCAUAUCUCCCGCUAUGCAGCCGCAACGAGCCCGUGUUCCUGGCGUCGUGCACGCCGCUAGCCAUGCCCGAGACGCGCGAGUGCGUGGUGCAUGGCGCCACCAACGUCUUCACCACCGUGCAUGCCAUGGACAUGAAGAUAUUGCACAUUGACACCAAUAGCGAAUGGCACCUGGGAUGGGAUCGGAGCUCACUGCACGGCGUGAGCUGGUACCACCUUCUCCAUCCUGAAUGCUGCAAGGAGGCCCAGAGCAAACAUCGAUUGAUAACGCAAUCAGAACAAGAGAGAUCGUGCAUAGCGCUGCUUCGGUUGCAGAGGAGAUGUGGACAGUUCCUCUGGGUGCAUACUGUUCUGCAGCUCAAAGACAACUUGGAGAACUCGCAGCGGCCUGUCAUUGUAUGCACCAAUCAGGUGUUGAGUGAACAAGAAGCAGCCGUUAUGAAAGCGAAUCCGUGGCUGUACCAUUAUUAUGCAGUGCAAUCAAAACUUCACUAUGGGUUGGCAUACGAAGCCGCUACAAGGAUGUAUGGCCCACCGCCUCCCGAUAUACAAGUUUACCCACCAGCGAUGCAGUAUGCCCCAACUCCACCUGUCUGCAUAAAUGGAAGUCAACCUGUAAUGAUGCCCAAUACAAACCUCCAGCCGCAUAUACCACAUGUGCCUCCGCAUUUGACACCCAUACACUAUGCGUACGAGAGACCAGACAAUGGCCCAGUGGACUAUUCUGUAUCACUUCAAGACAGCAGGUAUCCCAAUAUACGAAUUGAAGAUACAAGACUACAACCAAAUGUCAAGAAAAAAAGUAAAUCUGAAGAAAAGCCAAAUACACCUGUUCCUAAUAUGUCGCCUCGUUUUGUAAAUAGCUCUGGUGGAGAUACAUUAGUUGCAGUAGCAGGUGCGAUCGUGAGUCGGAGGCCAGGCUCAAAAAAUUUUAAUACGCCGGAAUCAGAGAUGAUUGAUCAGUGGAAUCCGAGUCCAACUUGGUCUGAAUCGGCGUUACAAAAAGUUCCAGAUGUUUGCCAACAAGACUUAAGCCCCUACGCUACAACGACGCCACCUACGCCUUCUGGAACGCCAUCAGCAUAUACUCAUAACUAUAGCCAUACUUUUGUUUUCGACUGGUCGCCAGAACAGUAUGUUCCUCAUACUAACAAUAGAUGUAGUACAGUAACGUCCGAAAGUUCCUAUCAGCAAACUUGGAGAAAUCAAAGAGCAACUUUUCCGAAUACGGAUGGAACGGCGGAUGAGAACUGUAAUCCUAAUAGAUUAAGCUUAACAAUGAGAGUCAGUAGAACUCCGCCUGAACACGCAGCGCCAGUUGAAGGAGAAAUUCUUAGAAGACAAAUUGACGGGCCCCACCCAGAUUCACCAGGUGCCAAAAAGCCAGCGUUAUAACUAUAGCAUAAAUUAUACCUAUCAAUAUAUAGUAAAUUACUUUGUUCGUUACCUUUACAACUAGAUAUUAUUUAUGUAUCAUAAAUGUUCUGGAACUCUCCUGUGAUCUUCGUGUUUAUAAGAAUUUUGUAUAAUAUAUAAAUAAAAGUAGGUUGUAAAUUAUUUUUACAUAACAUAAAUGUACAAAAUGUAACGAUACCGUCCAUUGAAGUUAUACAUCACAUUAAAUGUGAAUGCUGUAUGAACUGUAAUAUAAACUGUAAAUAAUGUUAUAUAAUUUAAAAUCUUCUUUAAGGCACAUUUAUUUCUACACCCUUUGUGCAAUUGUUGGUUUUCAUAUAUUUAGGUAUUGAAUUUGUACUUAGUCUUUAGUUUAGUAGUCAUAUUUUACAUUCCAUUUAGAAAAGAAAAUAUAACUAUACCUACAUUUAAAAAAUCCAUUGUCG